Messenger RNA from Phragmites australis (common reed), 3621 nucleotides. RefSeq names its product phosphatidate phosphatase PAH1-like. The transcript has 11 exons. Gene Ontology annotation, molecular function: phosphatidate phosphatase activity. The record is from RefSeq and is a predicted model, not a curated record. Bases 248 to 3166 code for a protein of 972 amino acids. NCBI's taxonomy places the organism in Eukaryota, Viridiplantae, Streptophyta, Magnoliopsida, Poales, Poaceae.
GCGUGCGAAUGGAGGGCUCACCCAUAUAAAUGUCUCCUCCCAACAGCCGGCCGUCCCCAAUUCCAACCUCGCCAUCAUCGACGGGGACGGUUCGCAGCGGGUAGCGUCUCGAAGGUGCCAGAAGCUUCUGGAACGAUCUCGCCGAAUCGCGCGGUUUCGCGAAUUGAUGGAGAAAUUGGACGAAUCGAGCAACCAGGGUCUGGAUUGGUGAGUGUUUGAUGCGUGGUGAUCGAGGGCUUCUGCAGAUAUGAACGUUGUGGGACGGUUUGGGUCCCUGAUCUCGCAGGGAGUGUAUUCCGUUGCGACGCCCUUCCACCCAUUUGGUGGUGCGGUCGACAUCAUCGCAGUUGAGCAGCCUGAUGGUUCCUACCGCAGCACACCAUGGUAUGUCCGUUUUGGCAAGUUCCAGGGCGUGCUCAAGGGCACUGAGAAGGUUGUGACCAUCACUGUCAAUGGCGUGGAUGCCAGAUUUCACAUGCUGCUCGACAACUCCGGCCAAGCCUAUUUCAUGCGUGAGCUUGUGCCUGGCAGUGAAGACUCCACAACAGGUUCAGAAGAAGAAGAAGCUAUCAAUGAGCCUGAACCUCCAGCUCGUAGUAAGAGUGAUGGGGACCUUUACAUUGGUCCUUGUGACAGGUUGGGUAGCCAAGAGUUGAAUGUGGAGCAUCAGGAGAAGCAAACCGGAGAGGAGUUUGAGUCAUAUGGUUAUGGUAGGUUGGAGGAAGCGGAAGAUUUACCAAAACAAGCUGAUGGGGUAAAUUCGGAGGUGGUUCUGGUUAGUGUGGACGGGCAUGUGCUCACUGCACCCAUUUCUUCAACAGAGGAGGGUACGGAGGAUGUGCAGUUAAGUGAUCCGCAGUUCCAUUUGGGACCUGGGCAGAGCUCUAGUGGGGACUUCAGUCGCAGUGAUGAGGUGUGGGAAGCUGGCAUUAUAGGUGAUUUAUACAUAUCGCAGGAAAAGGUUAAGUUUGAUUCUGGACAUCAGUUUGAGGUUUUGGAAGAGCGUGAGGAGGUAUCAAUUGAGAAGGAUGAGUCACAUCACAUCUCAGUUGGUGAAGAUGAAGCACUCCAUGUGUCUGUAAAUGAAGAAGUGCUCCAUGUGUCAGUUAAUGAAGAUGAAGCCCACGUUGUGUCUACAAAUGAAGAUGAGCCUCAGGAUGUGUCAAGGUCAGGGAACAAUGAUGUGGGUUAUCAACCCUUGACCAGUGAAGAUGAGUCGAUUGGUGUCUCAGGGGACAAUGUUGCUGGUUAUCAACCCUUGACCAAUGAACAUGUGACUCAUGAUAUCUCAGAGAACAAUGAUGAGGAUCAUCAACCCUUUACCAAUGAAGAUGAGUCUUGUGAUGUCCCAGUGCUUGAAAAAGCCAAGGAUUGCAAGUCCCCAGCUAAAAAGGAUGAGGAUUGUGAUCUCAGCAACGACGACAUUGAGUUGGAGGGCCCUGGUGCUAGUUUUGGUAAAUAUGACACUUUUAAAAGCUGCUUGGAUCUAACAUCACAAAUAAAUGACGGGGAUUCAGGAACCGAACUAUUUUCUCCUGAAUCUGAUCAUCAGAGGGAUUCUGAGCUUGGUUUGGGUAACCGUUCUGUUGUUGAAACAGAUCUGGGGGAAGAUGAAAGUAAAACUUCUUACUUUGAUCAAGAUGAUCCAUUGCAGGAGGCCGUGGAUAUUUCUGCAUUUACUUCAGAAGAUAUAAGGACACAAAGCAAAGAGAGUUCUUCUCAUUAUGGCAAGGAAUCUGACUUGUCCCAUGAAGGAGGUUCUCAUGGUAGGAGCAAGGACAUUGCCUCUGCUGAAACUGAGGCUGGUAAAUCUGAUGGAUUACAGUCAUCCACGGCUAGCAGUGAUAAAGACAAACUGGGGAGCAUUCCGGAGCACUCAGAAGUUGAAGAGGAACAAAAUAAAGAAGAGCCUUCUCACUUACAGAAGGUCUUGGGGAUGGAGAUUUCUCUUUGUGGGAACAUGUUACGGCCGGGUAUGGGUCGAGAAUCUGCCGAGGAAGUCUUUCAACAGCAUCUUGUCUGUGAGGAGGAUUUCAAGUCAUCUGGACCAUCGAUCAUAAAAAAUGCAAACCUUAUUGUCAAAGUUGACAAUAAGUAUUUCCCAUGGAGUAAAGUUUCUCAUAUUAUUCUUGGGAAGGCUGUAUUUGGUCCAAACUUUUCCAUAGAACCCAUUGAUGCUAUUCCAGUUGAAUGUCCGGAAACACCCAGUUCAAGAGAAGAUUCUCUUGGAAUGUCUUCCGCAAGCCGGAGAUGGAGGCUUUGGCCCAUUCCCUUUCGGAUAUCGAGAUCCCUUCAGCGCAGUAACAGUGAUUCUUCUGAGGACAUUUUCCUUGACACAGAGACUGUUUUGAGUCCAAUGGAUGAGCAAGCUCCGGAGAACAAUAAAAACCAGUCACCGAGAAAGCAAUUUGUACGGACUUUAAUUCCCACUAGUGAACAAGUGGCAUCUUUAAAUCUGAAGGAGGGCCAAAACUUGGUGACCUUUAGCUUCUGCACCAGAGUUCUUGGGAAGCAACAGGUUGAUGCACAUAUUUACUUGUGGAAAUGGAAUGCUAAAAUUGUGAUAUCUGAUGUCGAUGGCACCAUAACAAGGUCUGAUGUGUUGGGUCAGGUCAUGCCUUUGGUUGGACGAGAUUGGAGUCAGUUUGGUGUCGCUCGACUUUUUUCUGCAAUAAAGGAAAACGGGUAUCAACUACUGUUCCUUAGUGCUAGAGCAAUUGUCCAGGCAUAUCUAACAAAGAACUUCCUCUUCAAUCUAAAACAGGAUGGGAAAGCAUUGCCCAAUGGACCUGUUGUAAUUUCACCUGAUGGUUUGUUUCCGUCACUCUACCGAGAAGUUAUACGGAGAGCGCCACAUGAGUUCAAGAUUGCGUGUCUGGAGGACAUUAAAGCACUUUUUCCUUCCGACUACAAUCCAUUUUAUGCUGGGUUUGGCAACAGAGACACUGAUGAGCUUAGUUACAAGAAGAUGGGAAUUCCUAAAGGCAAGAUUUUUAUCAUCAACCCAAAGGGAGAAGUGGCCAUCAACAGUUCUGUUGAUGUAAAAUCUUAUACCUCCUUACAUACCCUUGUCAACGACAUGUUUCCUCCAACAACUCUGGUUGAGCAGGAAGACUACAAUUCCUGGAAUUACUGGAAAAUGCCGUUGCUAGAUGUUGAUUUGUAGUCUAGUUCUGACAGAUACAGCCGUAGAUACCAGUAGAUUCUGCAAGAGCAUAGUAGCGAGCUUCGUGUACGACUGGGGUUAGGUCCAAUCUGUAAAGCAUCUGGAGAAUUCCCAAAUGUAUGGUUUUGAUGGCCAAUGCAAAAGGUUGCCACUUUCUUUCCUUCGACGGAGCUUUCCUGAUCAUACGUCUUUUAGGGAGUGAUCUGAAUGUCUUCGUCGAACUUAUUGUUGUGCUUAGAGGUUGAGUAUUGGCAUCUCAAUCAUGAUAAACUUUCCCUGAGCUGGUUAGUCUCCAAGUUACAUCUGGGUUGUUAGGUGCAAGCUGAUAGCUGGAAAUCCUGUGUCUGAUUAGAUGAGUCCAGGUUUAUGAAAGCAACAAGCAAAAAUACUGUCGAAAUACGCUGUACGUUGUAUAUCAGUAUAUGGAAGAGAAAUGACACUGCAUUUGUGCUUCA